AGCCGGGAGCCAGCAGCGGCGGAUCACGACCGUUCUGUGGCGGUUGAGUAGCCUUCGAUUCCGGUUGAUUUUUGUCCCUCUGCGCUUGCGCUUGCCGCAACUCCACUCUCCGCUGCCUCCAGCCCUGGCACUCGCUGUCCUCCUGUGACGGGAAGGUCGUGGCCUGCGGCCCAGCUGCCAACCGUGCCGAGUUGAACUCCGGCGCCCCUCCGCUACCCCAUGGCUUCGCUCUACGUGGGAGACCUCCACCCUGACGUGACCGAGGCGAUACUCUAUGAGAAGUUCGGCCCCGCCGGGCCCAUCCUCUCCAUCCGGGUCUGCAGGGACAUGAUCACUUGCCGCUCCUUGGGCUACGCAUGUGUGAACUGCCAGCAGCCGGCGGACGCUGAGCCUGCUGCGAACGCCAUGAAUUUUGAUGUUAUAGAGGACGAACCAGUACGUAUCCUGUGGGCUCAACAUGAUCCAUCACUUCGAAAAAGUGGAGAGGGAUACAUAUUCAUUAAAAAUCUGGACAGAUCCAUUGAUAAUAAAGCACUGUAUGAUACAUUUUCUGCUUUUGGUAACAUCCGAUCAUGUAAGGUGGUUUGUGAUGAAAAUUGUUCGAAGGACUAUGGAAUUGUACACUUUGAGGCACAGGAAGCAGCUGAAAGAGCCAUUGAAAAAAUGAACGGAAUCCUCCUAAAUGAUCGCAAAGUAUGUAUUGGAAGACUUAAGUCUCUUAAAGAACGAGAAGCUGAACUUCAAGCUGUGGCAAAAGAGUUCACCAAUGUUUACAUCAGGAAUUUUGGAGAAGACAUGGAUGAUGAGCAGCUUAAGGAUCUCUUUGGCAAGUUUGGGCUUCCCUUAAGUGUGAAAGUAGUGACUGAUGAAAGUGGAAAAUCCAAAGGAUUUGGAUUUGUAAGCUUUGAAAGGCAUGAGGAUGCACAGAAAGCUGUGGAUGAGAUGAAUGGAAAGGACCUCAAUGGAAAACUAAUUUACGUUGGUCGAGCUCAGAAAAAAGUGGAACGGCAGAUGGAACUUAAGUGCAAAUUUGAACAGAUGAUGCAAGAUAAUACCACCAGAUACCACAGUGUUCAUCUUUAUGUGGAAAAUCUUGAUGAUUGUAUUGAUGAUGAACGUCUCCAGAAAGAGUUUUCUCCUUUUGGUACAGUCACUAGUGCAAAGGUUAUGAUGGAGAGUGGUCUGAGCAAAGGGGUUGGUUUUGUUUGUUUCUCCUCACCAGAAGCAGCCACUAAAGCAGUUACAGAAAUGAAUGGUAGAAUUGUGGCCACGAAGCCAUUGUAUGUAACUUUAGCUCAGCGCAAAGGGUUGCGCCAGGCUCACCUCACUAACCAGUAUAUGCAGAAAAUGGCAAGUGUGCGAGCUGUGCCCAACCCUGUAAUCAUCCCCUACCAGCCAGCACCACCUUCAGGUUACUUCAUGGCAGCUAUCCCACAGACUCAGAACCAUGCUGCAUACUCUCCUCCUAGCCAAAUUGCUCAACUAAGACCAAGUCCACGCUGGACUGCUCAGGGUGCCAGACUUCAUCCAUUCCAAAAUAUGCCAGGUACUAUCGGCCCAGCUGCUUCUAGACCACCAUUUAGUACUAUGAGACCAGCUUCUUCACAGGUUCCACGAGUCAUGUCAACACAGUAUGUUGCUAACACAUCAACACAGACAGUGGGUCCACGUCCUGCAGCUGCAGCUGCUGCAGCUACUCCUGGAGUUCGCAAUCCUCAGCAACAUCUUCAUGCACAGCUACAGUUUACAAUGCAGCAGCCUGCUGUUCAUGUACAAGGUUUUGGGGUACAUGUGAAGAACAUGCAAGAUUGUUGCGCAGGUUUUGGGACCCUCUUGCAGGUCGAGAGAUCCCCAGCAGACAUGCCGUCCCGACCCAUCCCCGACAUCUGGCGACCACGAAGGGACACCUGGACACGAGAGACCAUAGCGACGCUCAUCAACUAAGGAGUGAGGCUGCAGCAGUCUGCUGCCUUGCCAGUUUGGGUGCCCAAACGUCUUGUCAAGCAUGGACCAGUUCGACAGCAGAGCAAACGCCCUAAUUCCUUGAUUUCGUCGCCAGAUGCUGACACCGCCACCCCCUCGGAGACGCCGCCGCCUGCAACGGACACAGCAAGUGUGCACACCGUUCCACGGCAGUGCCCUGCCAACCUGGUCUCAACUUCGCCGUCUGACUGCCGAAGCCACCCAGCUUCUUCUUGAACAAGGACACUCCCUUUCCCCUGCAGUCAUGUUUAUCGCCAUGAUGGCCAUAUUGUCCUGCCAGGUUUCCCCCUCCCAUGCUCACUCUGCUGAUUCUUCUCAAGUUCUCUGGGCUUAUGUCCCUGACCCCUCAUCCUCCAUCCUGUUACCUGGACUGACCCUGCUUUUCUUGUUUAUUUGAAUGAUACUUCUCUUUUUGGCUUCUCCUCCUCCACUCAUAUUACCCCUCAAACUGCCAGUUAUUCUUAUUUUGCCCAAGCUGCUUCUCCCGCUAUGUGUUUUUAUGCGUCGAAAAUAUGGGACCAACUUGCUCUCAGUAAUCGCAUUCCCCUCUUACCUAUUCUCCCCUCUACCAAUGGUCCUUUUUGCUUUGAAUUAGGAAUGAAGCAUCUCACCACAUUUGAGGACCCUUCUGCCCUCCUUAAGGGCGAAGCCUCUUUCUAUACUAGGGACUGGCUUCUCACCUAUCUUGGUAUCAAAGAAUCGUGGAAUUCUUCCUCUCCUGAUUUCCCGUCUGUUCCCCGCUCUCGCUGCCAUGUUGUUAACUCCUCUCUUGACCCCUCUCCCCGCUGGAAACUCUGCUACCCUAAACAAUGCACUGCCCUUACCUAAACUCUUUCUACUGGUUUCACUCUUUAUGGUUGGUCUCUCCCCGCGCCACUCUCCACCUCCUUUGACCGGUACCAGUCCCCUGGCGGCUGGGCCACUCCUAUUUUUUCUACCUCUUCUGGCCGCACCUACAUGUCUCUCUGGCGUCUUUUUACUGCUCUUACCCCUAGUUAUUGGCAGGCUGGUACCCGCGGUGUUUCUUACCCCUCUCACUCCCAACAUUUUGUCCAAGCCUGUGUUGCUUAUCCCUACAUCUUACUUUAUGGUCAUGUUAACAUUUCCGUGUCUUCUGGUCACUACCAUAUUUCUUGCCCUUCUUGCACUCUUAACUGCAUUGAUUCUUCUAUUUUUCCUACUCAUACUAUUCUCGUCGUUCAUCAACCCCCUUAUGUUAUGCUUCCUGUUAAUGUUUCUGGCCCCUGGUAUGAUGAAUAUAGCCUGCAAAUUUUA
This is a messenger RNA of Saimiri boliviensis boliviensis (Bolivian squirrel monkey), 3258 nucleotides long. NCBI's taxonomy places the organism in Eukaryota, Metazoa, Chordata, Mammalia, Primates, Cebidae. The record is from RefSeq and is a predicted model, not a curated record.